GAUGUCACUUGAUGUCCAAUGUAAAAUCUGGUCCCUGAAGCAAAACCGGUUUUUCCUAUUAUGGUGUCAGCAGUUUGGGCUCAAUCUGACGGCACCGAUUCACUGCAGAGGAUCCAUUGGUGAGCAAAUGAUGCAAGUGAAACUUAACCUACUUGUCUGAGGGUGAGUACAUUUUCAACAAACUUUCAUUUUUGGGUAAACUAUUCCUUUAAUAUUUGAGAAACCCAUCAGUGAGCAAUUUAGAUUCACCUUGUUACAAGAUGCUCUAAUUAAAGUUCUAACAUAAAAUCUGUUUAGCAUGUUGUUUUGAUGCUGCUGCUGCUUUCAUAUUAGCCUAUCUGUCCCGUGAGAGAACUAGUGAGACACCCUUCGUCUUCGCGCGCAUUUUAAAGGUGUGCACCGAUACGCUCUCGUGCACUCGUGUACAUGUCAGCUAUGGCUCUGUUCUUUUUCUUCUAACUGUAUUUACUGAUACUCUCGUGACUCAUGAAUAUUUCUCAGAGCAGUGCGGGUCUCGGCACAGUGCUGCCUCUUACUAGUUUAGAGAAUGUGCUUUUGUUCCUCUUUAAUGUAAUUCUCGCCACCGCCAUCAUUUUCUUCAACGUCUCCGUGUUUAUCGCCAUCGUGAUGAACAGAUCCCUGCGGAACGAGAACCGCUUCAUGUACAUGCUCAGCACGUGUCUGAGUGAUAUCUGCACGGGCGUCUCGUAUUAUUAUGCUGGACUUAUGGAUGUACGCGAUUAUUAUGAUUCCCCGACUCGCACUUUUUACAUCGUUCCCACUUUUCUGGGUCUGUCCUAUAUGGCGAUUCUGGCCGCGCAAGCGGACCGCUACCACGCGGUCUCUGCGCCUUUCAAAUACUCGCAGCGCAUGACGCGAAGCAGAACCCUGCUGGUGAUUCUGGUUUACUGGGUUUAUGCUUUUUUGAUAGUGGCUGUUAAUAAUUUGGUUACUUUGGGGGUUGCUAAAAGAGUUACAAGCUUUGGCACUUUUGUGGCGAACAUUUUCACCGUCAUUAUCAUGAUUGGGUUGAACGUCAGGCUGUUCUUCAUCGCCAAAUUUCAGCUACAACGCGAACCCCCGAGCGAGGAACGCGACAACAAGCGCGCGUCCAUUUAUCUCAUCGUAAUAGUAGCCGUGUGUUUUCUGAUCGCGUGGUUGCCCCUUUUUCUUCAUGUUAUUGUGUGUAAUUUCGCGGGGUCUACAUGUUAUACGUUCAGAAAUGAGGGUUCAGACCCUCUGCGCAUUCUGCCACGGGUUAAUGCAGUUCUGACCCCUUUAUUGUAUAUCAGGGGCUGUUCAGCACUAAGGAGCACACUACUAAGUAAAGUCUGGAGAACCACAUGCUGCAAGAGGAAAGGUGUGAACCCUCUGUCUAUGGAGAAGAAUGGAGCUGUCGUCUUCAAGAUGUGAUUUCACAAGCCAAGGCAGUAAAGAGUUUAAAAGAUCAAGUGCCAAGUGACAAUCUCACUUUAACAUUUGCUUCUUGAUGUUUUCUGAAAUCACACUGAAGUCACAUUUGUUUCACAAGAUAUUUCAGAUAUCACAGGCCUGCUCUGGUAAGGACGUGGGUGGCAGGCCUCCCAGAUGGGGAAAACUUCAAAUUGUCAAUGUUCUUUGAGAGAAAGAGAUUUUUAUGCCUCCUUCACCAUAGGAAAAAAAAAUGUACAUGCAUCUUUGAUAGAACUUCCACAUGACGUUGUGAUAUUGUAUCUUAUUGUUUUGUCUGUGGUGUCAUCUUUAAAGAACGGGCUAAAGGCGCCUUUGAUAUUAUUUUCAUCUAAACCACUAGAUGGCACAAAAACAUGGCUUAGCACUUUCCAAAACAUUCGCUUUUCAAGAUGCACGUAUAUAUUUAUUUAUCUGAUCUUAGACGCGAUCGCGCGCAGCAGCGCUAAGUUGAUUCUGUGCUUACUUGAUCUAAUAUAUUUAAUGCAUAUAUUUUUGAGGCAAAGGUCUAAUUUAUGAUUUUCAGUUUUGUUUAAGAUAAUUAAAGCCACAGUUUUUAAAUAACGAAGAAUAUGUAAAAGUAUGGUAUUUGGGGUAAAAAGCGCCUCUGCUGUUGGGGCUAAAGGCGCACAGUAAUUAACAUGAUAAUUAAUAGAUGGCUGACUUUUCUAUUUGUUGAAAUGACAUGGUUUGAUUCAGAUGGUAAAUAUCAUAUAUUAUGUUGGGUGUCCAUAUUAGAGAUAAUCACCAUGUUUAGAAUGAAACUAUCAUAUUUAAAAACGUGAUAUUAAUCAUAUAAUAAAAUAUCAUUUGUUGUUAGUUGCUCCAUUAAUGUUCAAUACAACGUAUAUAUUUUUUCUGCAAUUAUACAUUUUAGGCGCAGUGAAUAGCAAAUUUUUUUCUUAAGGGGGGCCUUUAGCCCCGUUGUACCCUAUAUAUUGACCCGAAUAUAAGACGACCCUUAUUAUAAGACGACCCACUUUUUCCAGAUGUACCUUUUGGAAAAAGGCUUUUUGAAAACCAUUUUUAAUUUUUUUUUUACUCUCUCUCUCUCUGUAAAACACUUUUUUUUUUUUCUUAAAUUAUUUUCAUAUUGCAUAUUUCUCCUAUUUUAAUUUUUGUUUUGAAAGUAUGGUAAAUAGGCUACUGGUGAAAUGUACCAACGAUGACACUGAAAAAUGUAUUAAAAAUAACCAUAAAAUGAAUAACCAUAAAAUAACAGGUAGCCCAUCUGAAUUAUAUAACAUUUAGGCAACCAAUUAUAUAACAUCCAUCUCAUAGUAGCAUACCAAAAUUGUAUUAACAGUAGAAGUGAAAUCUUAUUGUAGUCUUCAAAUCUACUGUCUUAUGUUUUAAAAUCACUUACAGAGGAAGUUUGUUCCCAUCAGGCUAACAUGACAGUCACGACUCAUGCCGCUUUUUUGUUUUUUGUAUUUUGUUUUCACUCGCGAUCUUUACAACACACAUUACAUAUUUCAUGCCACACUCGUUUUAUGCGUUUUUGGCGCCACCUAUUGU
Onychostoma macrolepis is the source of this 2967-nucleotide messenger RNA. Its product is annotated as melanocortin receptor 4-like. NCBI's taxonomy places the organism in Eukaryota, Metazoa, Chordata, Actinopteri, Cypriniformes, Cyprinidae. The transcript has 3 exons. Bases 487 to 1413 code for a protein of 308 amino acids. Gene Ontology annotation, cellular component: membrane. Gene Ontology annotation, molecular function: G protein-coupled receptor activity. The record is from RefSeq and is a predicted model, not a curated record. Gene Ontology annotation, biological process: G protein-coupled receptor signaling pathway.